This is a messenger RNA of Diceros bicornis minor, 2388 nucleotides long. RefSeq names its product paraspeckle component 1 (gene PSPC1). Gene Ontology annotation, cellular component: nucleus. Gene Ontology annotation, biological process: regulation of DNA-templated transcription. Gene Ontology annotation, molecular function: RNA binding. The coding region runs from base 159 to 1718 and encodes 519 amino acids. The record is from RefSeq and is a predicted model, not a curated record. NCBI's taxonomy places the organism in Eukaryota, Metazoa, Chordata, Mammalia, Perissodactyla, Rhinocerotidae. The transcript has 9 exons.
AUUUUGAACGUGCAGCUGCUGCCGGCGCUGAGUCUCGGCAGGCAGGGCUGGUAGCUUGGCGAUCUCGCCGCCGUCUUUCUCCGUCCUUACUCCAUCCACAGAGUAUACACAGAGCGCAGCUAUAGCUGCAGGCCUGUGUCGGCAGGGAGCUCACGGAGAUGAUGUUAAGAGGAAACCUGAAGCAAGUACGCAUCGAGAAGAACCCGGCCCGCCUUCGCGCUCUCGAGUCGGCGGCGGGGGAGAGCGAGGCGGCGGCCGCCAUGGCGCUCGCGCUGUCCGGUGAGCCGGCGCCGCCCGCGCCCCCGGAGGAGCACCCGGACGAGGAGAUGGGCUUCACCAUCGACAUCAAGAGCUUCCUCAAGCCGGGUGAAAAGACGUACACGCAGCGCUGCCGCCUCUUCGUGGGCAAUCUGCCCACGGACAUCACCGAGGAGGACUUCAAGAGGCUCUUCGAACGCUACGGCGAGCCCAGCGAGGUCUUCAUCAACCGGGACCGCGGCUUCGGCUUCAUCCGUUUGGAAUCCAGAACACUGGCUGAAAUUGCAAAAGCAGAGCUGGAUGGCACCAUUUUGAAGAGCAGACCUCUCCGAAUUCGUUUUGCUACACAUGGAGCAGCCCUAACUGUCAAGAACCUUUCUCCAGUUGUUUCCAAUGAGCUUCUAGAGCAAGCAUUUUCCCAGUUUGGUCCAGUAGAGAAAGCCGUUGUGGUUGUGGAUGAUCGUGGUAGAGCUACAGGAAAAGGUUUUGUAGAAUUUGCAGCAAAACCUCCUGCACGAAAGGCUCUGGAAAGAUGUGGUGAUGGGGCGUUCUUGCUAACAACGACCCCUCGUCCAGUCAUUGUGGAGCCUAUGGAGCAGUUUGAUGAUGAAGAUGGUUUGCCGGAGAAGCUAAUGCAGAAAACUCAACAAUAUCAUAAGGAAAGAGAACAGCCGCCACGUUUUGCUCAACCUGGGACAUUUGAAUUUGAGUAUGCAUCUCGAUGGAAGGCUCUUGACGAAAUGGAAAAGCAGCAACGUGAGCAGGUUGAUAGAAACAUCAGAGAAGCCAAAGAGAAACUGGAGGCAGAGAUGGAAGCAGCUAGGCAUGAACACCAGUUAAUGCUAAUGAGGCAAGAUCUAAUGAGGCGCCAAGAAGAACUCAGACGCUUGGAAGAACUCAGAAACCAAGAGCUGCAAAAACGGAAGCAAAUACAACUGAGACAUGAAGAAGAGCAUCGUCGUCGUGAGGAAGAAAUGAUCCGACACAGAGAGCAGGAGGAACUGAGGCGACAGCAAGAGGGCUUUAAGCCCAACUAUAUGGAAAAUAGAGAACAGGAAAUGAGAAUGGGUGAUAUGGGUCCCCGUGGAGCAAUAAACAUGGGAGAUGCGUUUAGCCCAGCACCUGCUGGUAACCAAGGUCCUCCUCCAAUGAUGGGUAUGAAUAUGAACAACAGAGGAACUAUACCUGGCCCACCAAUGGGUCCUGGUCCUGCCAUGGGACCAGAAGGAGCUGCAAAUAUGGGAACUCCAAUGAUGCCAGAUAAUGGAGCAGUGCAUAAUGAUAGAUUUCCGCAAGGACCGCCAUCUCAGAUGGGAUCACCUAUGGGUAGUAGAACAGGUUCUGAAACCCCUCAGGCACCAAUGAGCGGUGUAGGACCUGUUAGUGGUGGUCCUGGUGGUUUUGGUAGAGGAAGCCAAGGGGGCAACUUUGAAGGCCCCAAUAAGCGUCGUAGAUAUUAAACAUUCUUUCAUUCCUGGCUAUUUAGAGAAAAAAAAUUCAGUGGUAUGCCUUUACGUUUUCAUCUGUUACCUGGAAGAAAUGGUUUUAUUGUUAACAUAUGUAGACUUUAAAGUUUUUCCUUUGUAAAACUUGAGGUUUUUGUAUUUUUCUUUAUUCUUAAGCUUUGUAGAUUAGAAUGGUAAUGAUGCUCAUCGUUGUGAAUGUUUAAAUGUGUUUGUGACUUUAGCUAAAAUAAGUAUGCCAUAGUACUGUGAAAUCUAUGUAGUUAAUUUCAAUAAAGAAAUCAUUUUGGAUCAUUUAAAAACGUUAUUAGUGGUAUUCUCUUAAAGUUUUACUAAGAUUGUUUAACAGUAAUACUUUGGUUGCUUUAACUAAUAUCAGCCAUUUAAAAAUGAAAAUGAUUUCCUGCUUUUUAGUUUGUGCAAGUAGCACUGAAGAUAGAAGCUUAGUGAAAGCUAAUGUCAGUAAAGGGUAGAUAGAGCAGUACUUUGGGGAGGAGUGGGAAUGAGAGUUCACAUUUGUAUAAACCUUUCAUGUUCUGUGAAAUCAGAGUUGCUGUCUGCAUUUCAUAUAGAUUCUGAAUAUUCAAAUAUUCUGAGAAGGAAUAUUAAGGAUAUCUUUGUCCUGUGCUGAUUUUUCCAAAUAAAUCUUUUGAAUCUUGAAAACAAA